Messenger RNA from Schistocerca gregaria, 3042 nucleotides. RefSeq lists its product as uncharacterized. The transcript has a single exon. The record is from RefSeq and is a predicted model, not a curated record. Gene Ontology annotation, biological process: mismatch repair. Gene Ontology annotation, molecular function: mismatched DNA binding; ATP binding; ATP-dependent DNA damage sensor activity. The coding region runs from base 1 to 3042 and encodes 1013 amino acids. Gene Ontology annotation, cellular component: nucleus; MutSalpha complex. Lineage: Eukaryota; Metazoa; Arthropoda; Insecta; Orthoptera; Acrididae.
AUGGGAGAGAGCGGGUUGGACGGCGAGACGGACCUCGUGCCUGCGUGCGCAUCGCGGAAGAGCAGGCGGGCGGGUGAAGGGCCGAAGAAGAGAGCGAAUGCGGAAAAGAAAAAGUGUACAGAAAGUGUGUGUGUGGAUUCGUUGAGUGCGCGUCGGAUGGACAGGAAAGAGAAGUUCAGCGUGGCGAAUCGGAUUCGGUACGCGUUUUUGGAAGAGAGGUUGGACGCGGACGGUCGGUCUCCUGGAGACGAGGAGUACGAUCCGCGGACGCUGAAGAUACCGCUGAACGCACUGGCGAACAUGACGUCGUUUGAGAGGCAAUAUUGGGAGAUCAAGAGUGGAGUUUUUGAUUGUUUGGUAUUUUUUAAUAAGGGGAAGUUUUACGAGCUGAUGGAGUUGGACGCGGACGUGGUGGAGAGAGAAUUGGGGUUGGCGCCGACGGAGAGGGCGGGAAUGAAGAUGUGUGGGCUGCCGGUGUCCAGUUUUGCGAAGUACGCGUCCAAGUUGGUGGCGAGGGGGUACAAGGUGUGCCAGGUGGAGCAGGGAGAUGGGGAGGGGGAGGGGGGGAUGAUGAAGAGAGUGGUGGAGAGGAUUAUCACGCCGGGGACGGUGGUGGACCCAGAGUUUUUGGAGGAGGAUGGGGGGAGGUCGACGAGGUACUUGAUGUCGGUAUCGAGCGAGGGAGAGGGGUCUAUAGGCGUGUGUCUGCUGAACGCGGCGGUGGCGAGUUUUUCGAUAGGUGAGUUGAAAAAAACGAGCGAUUUUUGUGCGUUGAUGAGUGAAUUUCGUCCCUGUGAGGUGCUGUACGCGCGGCUCGAGCGGGGUUCUCUGCCGAUGAGCGUAGUGCGGCGACGGAUGGCGAGUGGGACGCUGUUGAGCGAGCGGAGAGCCGAGAGCUGUUGGAGCGGCGAGCGGGUAGCUCGAUACAUUGAUGCGGACUAUCGGUGGCAGAACGAGCGAGCGAGGCGGCGGUGGCAGAACGCCGUGAGCGCGUGCGGCGCCCGAGCUCGCCGCGCCGUCGGCGCGUGCCUGGCGUACUUGUCGGAGUUGAAGAUGGAGUGGCUGCUGAAUCAGGGCUGCGUUCGCCUUCUGAACGGUUCGAUCCGCGACGGUUCGACGAGCGACGAUUCGCUCCGCGACGAUUCGUGCCUAAGGCGGCUGUCGAUCGACUGGAGGGUGUUGGAGCACCUGGAGUUGGUGGAGAACGGUUUCGACGGUGGCGCGAGGGGGACGGUGUUGGAGCAGUUGGACGCGGCGGUGACGCCGUGCGGUCGUCGUUUGUUGAGGGAGUGGGUGUGCCACCCGUUGGCCGAGUUGGACGAGAUUUUGGACCGACAGGAGUCGGUGAGCGAGAUUUUGCGCGACGGCGAGCUGCAGGCGUUGUUGAGGGAGAAGUUGCGCGGUCUGCCGGACAUGGAGAGGUUGUUGUCUCGGGCGAGGUCCGGGCGCCUUCGCGCCAGGGAAUUGGCGAGGUGGGCUCGAGCGGUGGAGAGGGUGGCUGAGCUCUCAAGGGGCCUGGAGGCCCAUUAUAGGGACAAAAAUGGUCGCGGAUGGAACGGGCCUGUCAGCGGUAAUCGAUUGGAGCGAUGUGCCGAGAGGCUAUUUUUAGAUCGCCCGAAAGACGACGGGUCAUCUUGGUGCGCGGAGAUGGAAGUGGAGUGGCUGCUGAAAUCGUUUGACUUGGAGGUCGCCGAGGCUGAAGACCGCGUGGUGCCGAGAUGUGCGGACAGGUAUGACGACGCUCUGCGCGCGGUGUCCGAGAUUGAGUCGGAACUGGACGCCAUCGUAUCGUCGUAUCAGUCCCACUAUGGUGGCGACACGAGUGUGCGUCUCGUGGAGGUUGGAGGCGCCGGACGUCAGGCGACGUUGAUACACGUUCCGGGGGCGCUGGUGGACAAGUACGGAGCGCCUCCUUGCUUCGUGAAACAGAAGAGCACUCAGAAAUUUACGCGCUUUUGGACAGAAUCCCUAGGGGCCAAGUCGGACUCCCUGGCAGAGGCUCGGCGACUCGUAUGGCAGAUAGAGUCAGAGGAGUUACGAAAUCACCUAGAUAGAAUAGACGGCGGCGCAGAAUGCUGGUGGAUGCCAUGGGUUCGAGCGGUGGCAGAAAUAGAUUGUCUUUUGAGUUUGGCGCAAGCGUCUAACGCUUCAAUCGAUCAACAAUGCCGCCCUGUAUUCUGCGACUCGGAAGAACACGACUCCGCCACGGAACGUUCCGGAAGAACCUCCUCUUCUUUCUUCCACGCCCGUUCCUUGGUUCAUCCGUGUUUGUUCAACCAGACUUCCUUUACGAACGGCCGCUUCAUUCCAAACGACGUGUCCCUUGGACAGGCUCCGAAUUCGCCGCAAAUUUUGCUGCUAACCGGCCCCAACAUGGGCGGCAAAUCGACGUUACUGCGUCAGGUCGGCGUCGCGGUGAUCAUGGCGCAAAUAGGAUGCUGGGUCUACGCCAAGGAGUGCCGCUUGACCGUUUUCGACCAAAUAUUUACUCGCGUGGGCUCGCGCGACUCCAUCUUCGAAGGCAAGUCCACCCUUUUUGUGGAGCUAGAAGAAGCCGGAUUCAUCCUCGGCUGCGCAACGCCUCGCUCUCUCGUGAUCAUGGACGAACUAGGACGAGGGACCUCCUCCGUGGAGGGAUACGCAAUCGCCUACGCGACCCUAGACGCACUGGUCCGUAAACAGUGCUGCGUUCUAUUCAGUACACAUUCUCAUUUAUUAAUUAGCGAAAUUUUGGGAAAUGACCGCCUGAAGCGCUUCAUUUGUCUAUGUCACAUGUCUGCACUCACGGACGUGCAUGGCGCGCGUCGAGAGAUUACCCCGUUGUACAGAAUGGUUCCCGGAGAGUGUCGCGGCAGCUAUGGUCUGGCCGUGGCGCGCAUGGCAGGCAUACCAGAAGCGGUCAUCCAGCGCGCAAAGGCCUGUUCGGACAGCUACCUGAGCGAACACCGACUGAAACUAGCGUCGCUCCGUCAGUUGACGCACGCGUUCCUUGCUUCGGCGUCCCACCGCCGCGAAAUGGCGGCGCCCUCUCUGAGCUCUUGA